Nasonia vitripennis (jewel wasp) is the source of this 3141-nucleotide messenger RNA. RefSeq lists its product as uncharacterized. Bases 650 to 2623 code for a protein of 657 amino acids. The transcript is spliced from 5 exons. The record is from RefSeq and is a predicted model, not a curated record. NCBI's taxonomy places the organism in Eukaryota, Metazoa, Arthropoda, Insecta, Hymenoptera, Pteromalidae.
CGGAACUCAAGGGAACAAAGGAACGGAACGCAUUGUAUAGAUAGGCUCCAUCAGAAGGGAAAGGAUCCCAUUAUUAGUCUAGCACAAGACGCGUCGCGCAUAAGUGCAUCAGAUUAUUUGUUCCAAGUGCUGCUUCUACUGCCGAAAUCGGCUCAGGCUAUACUUAAUUAUUUUUCUGGAGUGAACGUCUACCAAGUUCUCCUUUUUCACAUCACUCUCUACGUAUAUCUCCAGAUAGAAGUUGUGUGCAGAUUCUCCUCGAGUUAAAAUCUCGCGCGCACCUCGCACGCUAUAAAUAUAUAUAGGUAUAUAUCGCAUGUUUCCAUUUCGGAGUUCGGAGCACAUGACGGCCGGCGGGUGUUUUUUGUAUACAAACUACAAAUUGAAUGCACUCGGGUAUGAAGGAUAAGCAGCAGAAGACAAAGGUGCGCCAGAAUGUGCAUUUUCUGCUGUAAACAUGCAUCAGUGCGCAGUCGUUUAUAUUUAAGGUGAAAUCAAAUCCGAUUCUGACGAUCUCUUUCGGAGUGAUUGACCGAAUAGGUUUAUACUCCAACAAGAACUGCAGUAAGGUUACAUUGUGUAAAUUUGUUUUUUCAUUGUAAACAAUAUAAAACGUAUCGCAAAGCUGUUAAUAGACAGAUAGACAAAAAUGUCUAGUUUAGCAAAACUUGAAGAGUUAAAGAUGGACAUCAGAUCUUUGCUGGUGUCGAGAAAUAGCGAAGACAUAACCUUGCCAUUAUUAAAUAGGCUAUACAAGGAUAUUACAGACAAAGAUAUUCCUUAUACUGAUUUUCAUUACACAAGUCUCAAGCUGUUCUUAGCUAGUAUGCCUGAAAUACUUCAUCUUGAAAAUAACAAAAAAAAUGAAUUAUGUGCUUAUCACGUUGAAUCUGAAAAAUCAAAGCAUAUAAGCAUUUUAGUCUCCAAAGAAAAAAAGGACACUGACAAAGAGAAAAAAGAUCGAAGGAGAAAGAGAAAUCUGAUUGAUCCUAGAAUGCUUAAUGAAAUUUUAUCAGAACUAUGUGACAAUUCAACAGCACAACAUGGUGUGAAUAAAAAAGUAAAAAAAGCUGAUGUUUUGUCUAACAUACAAAGUAAAAUUGGAGAGUAUGCAUUCUACGAUGCACAGGAUCUUAAUAAUCAGCUGAAUGAAUUGACACACAUUUUAUACUACACCGAUGAAUUUAUCUAUUUCAAGCAUGGGGCUUCUUUAGUUAAAAAAAGGACAAAUAAUAAAAUGAUAGAUGCACAUUCCAGAAAUGAUAUGGACAAAAAAACUGAAGGUUUUGUACAAAAUAGUUCUGUUGGUGACUUGAUUAGACCAAGUACAAGAGAGAGAUUACAAAAAUUAAUAGAAAAGCAUCCUAAUGGAAUUUGGUGUAACCAACUUCCAAAAUUAUAUCAACGUGAAUUCAAGCUUGAUUUAGAAUAUACUGAUUUGGGAUUUAGCUGUGUAAUAGAUUUUGUUUGUGCAUUACCAGAUAUUUUACAAAUUGUAACAGCUCCCAAUUCUAAACAUUACGUCUUAGAUGCAAGAACUCCAGUAGAUAAUUAUGAAUAUCAAUCAUCCAAUUUAAUUUAUGAAAAUAAGGUUCUAGAAGAAUCAGACAAUGCUGCAGCAUUACCCGCAAACUUGCAGUCUACCAGUGUCAUCGAAUCACUGAAGCCUGAUGAUGUUAUGUAUGAUGAAACCAUUGAUCAUAUAAACAUCCCAUCUGUGAAGGAUUUAGACGUAAUUAUUUCUGAAGUAUAUCAUCCGUCAUUUUUCUGGGUCCAUUUUAUGGAUAAUAAAAAAGUCGUUGAUAGUUUAAUGCAAUAUUUGCAAGAAUUUUAUAGAAGUCACGAUUUAUGCCGCUAUAAAAUGCCAUCAAUAUUAGUAAAACCCAAAGUACACGUGGCUUGUUUAUUUGAUAACAUGUGGCAUAGAGGUGUCAUUAAAAAGAUGACUCCAGAAGGACCAAUGGUACAUUUUUAUGAUUAUGGAACUAAUGAAAUUUACAGUUCAGAAGAUUUGUAUUUUCUAUCCAAAAAGUUUUCUGCAAUACCUAAACAGGCAAUACGGUGUACUUUGCUCAAUGUGAAACCAGUAGGAGCUAACAAAUGGUCUUUGGAUAUCAGUUCCAAGUUUACACAAAGAGUCUUUAACAAACCAUUUGUGGCUCAUAUAUCAAGCAUUGAUCACGAGGAAAAUUCUAUGGUUGUUGACUUGGUUGAUACAAGCCAUCAUUCAAUUGACAUCUAUAUUAGUAGAUGGAUGGUAAAAAAUAAAUUUGCUGAAUGGAUUACACCAGUUACGAAAACUAUAUCUGCUCUGAACAAUUGCAAUCAGUACAUGCAAAAGCUGAGUCUUGGAUCAUCUUUAGAUGAUACUAACAGUAAAGAAGAUACAGAUAUAAAACAUAACAUUAGUAUCGAAAGUGACACAACUUCUGAAAACAGUUCAACAACUGACUUAAGUUUUCUGUCCAUCAAAUCAUCUAAAAAAUUAGAAAUAUUGAGAAAAUAUAAAAUGAAGUUUUUGAAUAACUCAGCAGGACUUUCUUCACCAUGUUAUAGUUCCGAUGGUGAUUCAAGUAAUGAAAAAGAAUCUAGUUUUAAGGGUCCUACAAGAUACAAUUAUUGAUGAAUUGAAAAUUAUAAAAUGUUUUUUUUCUUCUCUGAGAUAAUACUUCCAAAGAGUAGACUACAAGCUGUUUCAUGGAAGAAUGGUGUCGUAUUACUAGUUGAUACAGAUUCAAAAUGAAGCUGCUGUUAAAAAUAAAAAGAUAGUUUAUUAGAAAAGAUAUUAAGAACAAUUGUUUCAUUAUAAAACAGUUGUCUUUAUAAAUGAACUGCUGUUUUUUCGGCGAUGCCAAUAUAGGCACGUGUAAAUCAUUUAUAUUUUUUAUACAUAUUUUUACUAUAAGUAUUUAGAAUGUUCUGAGACGCAGAACUUUCUAUAUUAUUGUGCAAUCAGAUAAAUUAUUUAUGUAUGAUAUAUUUUUCAUAUACAAAGACGAUAAAAUUAAAGAUGAUGAGAAGAUGAUUUAUUGUAUGGCUAUGAAAUGUUAUUUUACAAUAUUAUAGCAAUAUCGAUUGUUAUUGCGUAAAUAAUUAUUUAUACUGUGAAUGCUCUAACUUGUAAUAAAUUUAUACUUUUAU